Molecule: messenger RNA, 2540 nt
Organism: Electrophorus electricus (electric eel)
Lineage: Eukaryota; Metazoa; Chordata; Actinopteri; Gymnotiformes; Gymnotidae
Gene: ankrd53
Product: ankyrin repeat domain 53
Biological process (GO): regulation of mitotic cytokinesis; regulation of mitotic spindle organization; positive regulation of microtubule polymerization
Cellular component (GO): spindle pole
Molecular function (GO): protein binding
Source: RefSeq, a predicted model, not a curated record
UAUUAUUAUUUUAAAUAUACGGUAGCUAUGUAUAGCCGUUUAUCGUCUUGUAUGUUCACAAAAUGUACAACGUAAAUAUAUCCUUAACGCACCAUGCCAACAGGCCUAUCGUGCACAUUUUCGUCUCGAAAAUUCGUUUUUAUUAAUAGGCUAUAUGCCAAAUGUAGCUAGGUAUCCUAGCUGUCGUGCUAAGCUAAAGAUGUCUCUUACUAGUUUGCCUCGCAGCCGUAAUGCUUCUGGGGUGGUACGAUGGGUGCACAAACCACCCCCCGCUAGCGAUAUGUUUCAAGCCGCAGUUUCGGGGGACCAAGAAUGGCUCAGUUUGAGUCUGAAGAGAGCGCUGUCGGCGACGCAGCGGAACAAACAGGGUCUCACCGUGCUACACGUGGCCGCGCAGUACGGCAGGCUGGACUGCGUGAAGCUGCUCGUGGAGUCUCGUUACGUGGACGUGAACGCUGGCUGCCCGCGUGGGCGGAGACCCAUACACAUGGUGCUCAGUCCCCAGAGCAGACCUCAUUCCUACGCCUGCCUUACAUACCUGCUGGAACAGGGAGCCGAGCCCGACGUCUCCACAGAUGAAGGAGUAACACCUCUGCAUAUGGCUGCUGCUGAAGGUCUGAGAAAGUGUGUUGAAACCUUGGUUAAAGUCGGAGCCAACACACAUGUGUGUGAUAGCAGGGGGCACACACCCUUUGACCUUGCUCGUCUCUGGGGGCAUAGGGUAAUUGCUAGGUUUCUGAAAAAUGCCAUGUGGCAGAGAGAUAAGAAGGAGGAGAUGGAGAGAUGCAGAGCACUGCAGGACCUCAGACAGACUCUGACUGCCAUGCACAGGAAAGCAAAGUUUCAGGAAAAGGUUGUCAGAGAGGCCCUUAUUGGGGACAAGUUGUCCAAAUGGGCUGAGAAGAAGGGCCUGCCCUUACUCUGGACCCCUUUGAGGGACUCUUGGACAUUACACCAUGCCCAGUGCCUGUCUUCAGAACCUACCAAAUCAAAGAGUGCCAAAACAAAGAAACACCACUCAGGUUCACCAAGAGAAGCAUGGAAUGUCUCCCCCAACCCGUCCAGACCUCCUCCUGCUAGCAUCAGCAGGCCGCAGCAGGUGCGAAUGGGUGUCCAUCCAGAAAAGGCAGCAGUCGAGCCAGAUCUGCAUCAGAGUGUCAGGCUGCAUCGGUCCACGGAUGGCCGUGUCCACUACACUACGCUGUGGGAUGGUGUUUCACAUCCAAUGCCCACCCUGCCGCUAGAUGUCGUCCAGAGGGGCCUGUUUCCAUUAGUGUUCCCCUCACGAAUUGCUUCUCCACUGCACUUCCAGUGUAGCAGUGUGCUAGACCUGCCUCGCCGAGGGCGCACACCACAAGCGGGUGCCUCACCCUGGACUGAGGUGGCCAUGCACCUGGCUGAGGAGCUGGAGCCAGGGAAAUACUGAACACUGUGCUGACUGAGUAAAGGCUGAGCCAGUCAAUGUAACUAGAACACGGGUCAUCAGUCCAAUCUUUGGGCAAGCCCAGCCAGUACAGGAAUUUGCUCUGUCCCAAUACAGGACUACACCAGAACCAGGUAAGGCAUGCAGAACAUUUGACUGUCUGGCUGUAAAAAUGUGUUUUAGCUGGAAGACAGUAAAUAUGUGGAUUAGCUGGGUGUCCCCGAAGACUGGAUUGAGAGUCUCUGAAUUAGAUAUACAUUCCACAAACAGCCCUUUUAGCUAUUUAGUGUCUCCUCUUAUUAAUUACACUAUUGCGUUUCUAUGCUGAAAGGUGUUAGCCAUGGAUCUAACCCUAAAAAAUCUUUAGGUCUUACACUUAGCCAAACUUUGCAUUAACAGACUGAUUUAUGUUUAGCCAUACAGUGUACAUUAUCAGCACUUCCUCUCCACCCACCCCCAAGUGGUUUAUUCCCCCACUGAGAGCCUGUUGAAGUGAGUGUGCAUGUGUUAAUAGUGUGAAGCAAACUGUGCUGACCUCCCAUCGACCUCACACUACCAACAGUAACCUCCAGGUCACAAUCAUAUAAAGGGCAAACCUUAAAUAAAGGGUAACCAACCAGACAGGUAUGAGAGGUUAUAACACUUCAGAAUGAAAAAGGGUGGAAGGGAAAAAAAAAAAAAAAACCUGUUAGAUAUGGAUAUUCUCAACCAGUUGAGCAUAGUGUAGUGUCUUAAAAUCAGAAAGUAGUAGCUAACAAUUUAACUCAUUUUAUUAGAAAUGUACAUUAACUGCUUGUGUGAAAAAAUGCUGGACAGAGCUGUCAAUUUCAUUGAUUAAAAAAUUAAAAUAGGAAGAGCAGCACUCAGCACUCUCAUAUUAUAUAGAACAUUGUGAAGCCAACCACAGCUCUUCUUACACCUGUGCCCAUAUAGAUCAAGCAUCUCCAAGCAUUAGUGUCUAGUCCCUGAUGUAAACAGAUGUUUCAUCAAUCCUACAGGUACUCAUACCUACACUUAUAAUCACACGUUUGUUCUUUAUAGGACAUAAAUGAAAAAAGCAGGAUGGAAAAGUAUGGCAUUGAUGAAUGUUAUAUGACAGUUAAAAUGCUCAUGAAAU